CUUCAAAUACCCAUUUGCGACGAAAGGUGGGCGUUGUAAGAACAAAAAUAUCUUCCGGCUAGACGACAUUUUGCUGUAAAUCACCCCACAGGGCAUCAGUCAAAGUCUUGUGCUUUGCGACACGAACCAACCCAAAUUAUUUGCGAGUUAUUAGUUGGAAACCAUCCGCUAAUUUUAGCAACCCUUCGUUUACCAGCGUCGACGUGCUCAUUUAUCUCACCCGUGUUUAGUGGGAGUAAAGGAACUGCUCCACAGACCACAGUUGAAGGUUCCACGCCAUAGAUCAGGAUCUGGAGAAAACCAUUCCUUCGACAAUUCAGCCGCCAACACGCCGGACUACGAGCUACAAGGAUUGGCUUUGUGCGCACCAAAUUGUGUGGUCCUUCACGACAAAUGCACCAUCGACCCAUAUGCUCCAAUGCUGGCGUUUUGGGGUUAUUGCCUUCGCUAGCCGGUCGGACAGUUGGUUCAUUGACCUUCUUUCCCAAGACCAUUGCGGUUACAGUAAUGAAGGAAGGAAGUAAAAAUCGUUUGAAAUUGCCGCGGAAGUAAUUUGUUUAUACAACAUCACCACCUAUGAAUGAAGUUUUAUUUAGCACGAAUUUUUGGAGGGAAGUGAAGCAGAAUCAUGGUACUAAAGAAAUUAUAUUUACAAACGCAUGUUACUGCCUUGUGUACCGUUGAACCUCAUUUUUUAUUAGAAGGUUGCGGAGGCUUUAUAAACCUUUAUGACUUCGACUCUAACGAGCUUUUGGAAAGCCUCGACAUAUUUCGAGGUGCCAGAAUUCAUGGUAUUAGAUAUUCACAUCAAAAUAAAACAGUGAUUGUUUUCGGUGGAAAGCUGUUUGCUCUGGUGUCAUUCAACGAUUCUGAAACUGCUCUACCGAGAUUGAAACUUUUACAGAAAUCCAAUGAAGCUGACUGGAUAAGGGAUGCUAAAUUUGUAAAUAAUGGGGAUUAUCUUGUCAAAUUAACUUCUCACAACAAAGUUAUUAUCGAAAAAACAUCUUCUGAAGCAGAAACUGUUGAAGUACAAGGAGAUGAACAGUGCAUAUUAUACUGUGGCAAAAUUCUGGGUGAAGAUCUUUCACAGUUGACCAUUCUGGCAGGGACUGUAUUUGGCAACAUCCUUGUUUGGGCAGCCUCACCAUCUCAACAGGAUAAAUGUCUCUUCCACAGAUUAACUGGUCACAAUGGUGUCAUCUUCUCUAUAAAUUAUGACGAAGUUUCGCGCACUAUCAUAUCAACGUCAGAUGAUAGAUCUGUUCGUUUUUGGAGUCUCCAAUGCGAAGACGAAGUGCCAAACAAAUUGAGCCUCUGGAGUUUAUUUCAACGAUCAAAAAUUCAUCCCAAACACGAACUUUAUGGUCAUGAAGCCCGUGUUUGGAACAGUGUCAUAAUCCGUCAAAAUCAGUGUGAUUCGGGACUGGUAGCCAGUUUGGGUGAAGACUCCCGUAUUUGUUUGUGGGAUUUGACGAGCGGCAAAUUGGUAUCCAAGUUUGAUGCUCACCCUGGAACCAGUGUAUGGGCUGCCGUGUGGGAUUCACGACUUCAAUUAUUGGUAACUGCUGGAGGAGAAGGUUCGACACGAAUCUGGAACGCCAAUCAUUUACAGGAAACGAGCUGUCGUCAGCUCCAGCUCACCGAAGACGGCCAAGUUCCACGUUUAGUGAUCGUUACAUCCACGGGUUACUACCGCCACUUGGUGGCCAGUCAGCUGGGCAUCAUUUACGGAUGGGAUAGUCACGCCCAGAUUUGGGUCUCCCUCUUUCAGGACGAGGGACUCGGCAACGGCAGCGUCUUGGAUUCCGACGGUCGGACGAUUAUAUUUGGAACGCGAACCGGAGCUGUGUUCGUGUUCGCUUCCGGCCCGUCGUCCUUGGAACUGCUGGCGACCCAUCAGCUGGAAAAGACGAAAAUUUAUAGCCUGCAUUUGGUCGCAUCGCAGCAGCAAGAGUUUAUGGCCUGUCUCGAUAACGGUCGUCUGCUGCUUAUGAAUGUACUCGGCGGCAGCGAGUCACCACCCAGGGCCCAAUUUAUUCUCCCCGACGGCAAACAGCGAUGGCCCAGCUGUGUUCUGGCCACCCAAAAUCGAUUCAUGAUGGGCGAUCGUGAAGGAAGCUUUCAUCUUUAUUCGACCGAAAAAGAGACUCCGCUUCAAUCUUUUUCGCAUAUCCAUGGCAAGAAUGGCUUGACUGACAUUCAGAGCGAUCCGAACGGCCAACAUCUUUAUUACACCGGAGGAAGAGACGGUCGAAUCGGUCUCUGGCGGUUAACCGACGACCAGAAUCAACUGGAACUUUUGUCACUUACUAACACCAGUCUCGGUUGGAUUGCCGGCUUGCGAUGGAUCGACAAGCAGUUAACAUACCUGGCCUUUCAGAGCGAUCGGUUCGUUGUGUGGUCGAGUGAGCAACAGCGGAGUCUCAUGCAAGUGCCUUGCGGGGGAGGCCACCGAUCAUGGGACUUUGACGUGACGUCGUCUGAUGUCACUUUCCUGUUCAUCAAGGACAGACACAUUUACGAGAAUCGACGUCCAUUGAGCGCCGUUUUCAACUCGUCGCUGCCUGGACGCUGCGGAGGGCACAGCAAAUCGAUUUGCCGUGGCAGGUUCGUCGGAUUCCACGACGACUCGCCGCUCGUCUUGACUGGAAGUGAAGACACGACGAUGAGACUGUCGCUAUUUGAUCGGCGUUCCGCCCAAUCGCUGACCGUCAUAACCAAACACGUUUCCAGCGUCCGAGCCCUGGCCGUCAAGGAACUGGCAUGUAGGUCUGCAGGGACGUGGCUGUGUGUUUCAGCCGGCGGCAGAGCCCAGUUAUCGGUCGGAUUACUGACACUAUCUGGCCAGGGCGAUCAAGUGCACGUCAUUCACCGUGACGUGCGUUCGCAUUUCUUGCGCGGUUGGCUCCGCCGGGCGGCGACCAAUAAGCCCUGGAUUCACGGCAGCGAUCAGCUGUCGCUCAUCCCCGACCCUGAAACCCGCUACAUGGACGUCGAUGUGGUAGACCGUGGCGACAGCAAUUUCCAUAUUAUCGCCGCCUGCUCCGAUAGCUUUAUAAGGAUUUUUGAUCUAUCCCUGGAGGGUGGCCGGUUAGACUUAUUUCACGAACUCAACUUCCACAAUUGCUGCGUCUUGCUGGUCAAAGUGGUGGCCGAUCCGGAUGGCAAUACCAUCCUUUUCUCCGCCGGAACAGAUGGCCGGCUGGCUGUGUGGGACGUAACAGUUGUGGAAGAAGAUAAGGCCAUGGAUCCCUUGGGCAGCCUAUCCAUUCAUCAAUCGGGCAUUAAUAGUUUGGACUGCCAAUGGAUCGACCUUAAUCGCAUGCUGGUUCUGACUGGGGGCGACGAUAACGCUCUGAUCUGCACCAAAGUGGAAAUCAGCUGCGAAAGGAAUUUACUGCGAUUAAUCGAUCAGCAAAAGCUGUUCCCCCACGCAGCCCAAAUCUCCGGAGUAGCUCUGCUGGGUCACAACUUGUGUUUAAGCGUGUCACUGGACCAGCGUCUGAUCCUCUGGAAGCGAGAGGACACUCGACUUAUGUGGCAGUCGGCCGUUUGCUGCGACGUCUCCGACAUUCAAGGGCUGCAUGUGUCCGCGGGUGCCACUAAAACUUUGUCCAAAGUCCUGGUUUAUGGUCAAGGUAUUCAAGUCUUUGAAGUGGACGACGACUCGUUAAACAUCGCCCACACGAUUUAGACUAUUCAUCUGUCGACCCGUUCUAACCAACUAAGGUAAAAAAGAAAAAAAAUACAACAUAUUAUUUUCUUCUUUGCACGGCACCUUUUACAUCACUCUUGUCUUGGUAGUUUUUACAUUAUUUUGUUGUGAAAUUAUUUUGACGACCAAAUCGCGCUACCGUUGUGAGCCGGUGAUUUCAGAUUUCACCUGUUUGAUGACGUCAGCUGACACGACGUGUCGAAACGCUGGAAAAGUGGACCGUUUGGGAAAGAGGGCCGCGUUUAUUUCAUUGCGUCAUUGUGACAGGGAACUUUGGAGAGCAGCGGGGUGGAGGGGAGAAUUGUGCACUGGGCGCGGAAUGUGUUUCUUUUUAUUUAUUUUUUUUUUGUUUUUUUCCUCUUCUACUUUGGUCGUAUUUUUUCUUUUGUCCAAUUCCAAAUAUGGCGGAAAUAUUGAGAGGGGCGGGUCGCGAUAACAUCCAUGACACGCCAGAGUGCUUGACAGGUUUUUUAGUGGCGCACUUGAGAGAAAGGCUAGUGCGCGAUAUAAUAUUGAAUUCUAUUUUUAUUCAGACAACCAUGGCGCACCCGAUUUACAUUUAUUGAGCCUUUGGGGGUUGUGUACACAUAGAGGCCCAAACUGUGUAAACACCAAACAAAAAAAUUCAUUAACAUAAUAAUCCAAUUAGAUUUUGUGGCUUUUAACAAAAAAUAGCACCUGGCAUUCCUCUGGGGUGGGAAAGUGCGGGCGAUUUAUUUUUCGGGUUCCAGCCCGCGCUAAAGAGAACGAGGCUCACAAAAUUCGAGAUGAUUCGAUUUUUUUUCCGACGACCUCCACCACUUUGAAUGAAAACUUAAAUGCAGCGCGCAACAGGGCGACCUUACAAGGCAGCCUCCGUUUCCCACUUAUGGCCAUCUGUGACACACAGAGGGCUCGACCCUUGGGGGGCUUUGCUUUUAAAAUAUAUUUUUCGUCAUUGUGUUUGGUUGUAACCUGUUGUAUAUACCUUCAUUUGGAUUGAUUUACAUAUUAGGGUCCCCAACGGUUCACAUUUUCGCUUGAAUUGCAGAUUUGGCGGCAGGGAAAUUCAAUUUCUUCAAAUUUCCAAAUCCGCGUUUCCACCCAAUUUACCUUAAAUGGACGCGCGGGAGAGAAGCGCGCUUUUAUUUAAAUGAAUCGCAAUAUUUUAUUUUUAGUACUCUUCUUCUUCUAUUCAUGUUUUUUUUUUCUCCAAAAUGACUCGAGGGUGAAAAGAAAAAGAAACGUUUGUGCGUGAAUCGUUAUCGGUGGUUGCCGAUCUUGAAGCGCGCACACUCGGUGACAUACUCCUAAUACUUUGCAAACAAAAGGGAUCCCCAUAUCGAAAUGCAAUUGCCCAUAACCGGGUAUCAAAGGGAUACACACACACACACUCAGUCUAUGUGUGUCUAAGAAACUUAACCAACGCCAGCCAGCGCCAGCUACAUGACGUAAAAGGGAAAACGAUCAGCGAUUGAGACGAUAAAAAAAAACUUUGGUAAAUUUUUCUUCUUCUUCUUCUUCGCGGCAAACACAAAACACUUGCCAUAUUUAACCCGACUUUUUAAGCGGUCCUGCGGGUUUUUAUUCCGGCGCUCAGCUGUCAAGGAUUUUUUUUUGUUUUUCAUUUGAAUCUUAUACAUACCCGUUUUUGGGCCGAUUUUUUGAAAUUUUCUGUGUUCGAAUUGUACACGCCCUUGAUUCAACCUGACAUCAUCGGCCAAAUGGUGGUGUGCUGUAUCUACACUGUGCGGUGGUUCCCGAUGAAUUUGCCCUGUUGUUUUCAUCUCUCGUCACGUCCCGCCUUUUAAUUUGCCAGUUAUUAUUUUUCUUUUCUUUUUUUCCAGAGUAGAGAGAUGAUGAUGGACUGGCGUCGAGUGGGUCAAGUCGUGAUGAUGGAUAUUUUUCCUUCUCGAAAGAGGGGGGAACACCGCCACACCUUAAUACGUCACCGAAUAGUCAGUGCAGCAGCAGCCCCCAGCAGCAGCUAUCCAUCAGUUUUAAAAUUAUAGAUUGCGUUUUUAUUUUGCUUUUUUUUUUGCAUAUUCAUAGUUAGUAGUAGUUGUCGACAAUUGUGAGGCGACCUUAAUCCACCAGUUUGGGAACACCUGCUGACUUCUCGGGACCAUAUUCUUUUAUUAUUUUUUUUUUCACGGACAUUACUACCGUUGGGCCUGAAAGAGAUAGAUGGACCUUUUUUUUUCUUCUUUUUUUUCUUUUUUUCAAAGGCGAAAUUUACACACACCACACAAGGAUAGAUCUGCAAUUCAUAUCAGCUGGCAAACACCGCCAAGCUUAAAAAGGGGCACGGUCAAUUCAGUUUUUUUUUCUUUUCUUUUCUUUAGUCGAACGUUCCAGGUCAUCUGAAUACUCGUUGGAAGCGUCGAAGAAACAAA
Molecule: messenger RNA, 6093 nt
Organism: Daphnia pulicaria
Lineage: Eukaryota; Metazoa; Arthropoda; Branchiopoda; Diplostraca; Daphniidae
Product: WD repeat-containing protein 6-like
Exons: 13
Coding region: 629-3697 (1022 amino acids)
Biological process (GO): tRNA methylation
Cellular component (GO): cytoplasm
Molecular function (GO): protein binding
Source: RefSeq, a predicted model, not a curated record